Molecule: messenger RNA, 4807 nt
Organism: Acanthaster planci (crown-of-thorns starfish)
Lineage: Eukaryota; Metazoa; Echinodermata; Asteroidea; Valvatida; Acanthasteridae
Product: mitogen-activated protein kinase kinase kinase 1-like
Biological process (GO): protein phosphorylation
Molecular function (GO): protein kinase activity; zinc ion binding; ATP binding
Source: RefSeq, a predicted model, not a curated record
ACGGCGGUAAGCACAUGCGCGAAACACACAUUCCUAAAUUCAAAACACGAGGUGGAGUGGGAUUCUGUAGAAGUCUGUUGGAAACUACGUGGGGAUAUACCGUGUAUUGCUUGUCAGCGGAUUUAAUUGCGGUUUGUUGAAUUGAUGUGGGCGUUAGAUUGUGACUUGUCUCGACAGUUGAGCCACUUUGAUCUUCCAAUGAUCACCAGGGAUAACGUAAUUUUGGCUGUGAACUUCCAGUUUUAGACAGCGAUUUCGGCAAGGUGCAGGGUCGGCCUCGUCGAAGACCGGUUACCCUGGUACGGAGACGCUGUUGGAUUUUUUUUUAGAUUGGUCGAACCGCAUUUACUUUUUAAACUUUUCUGGAGCUUAAAGUUUGUUUCAGCUGCGCUGGACUCUUCAUGGAAUCUAGAGGAGAUAAGUCCAAACGAGGGAUUUCAAGUCGCGAUCCUUCUCCAGAAUCCAGCAAAAAUCGAUCGCGAAGGAAAAGGGACCAGUCACCGAAGAGCUGUAGCGGUGACGGCGUGGCGAGGGCGGCUCCUUGUGCGGGGCAAUCAGUUGCGUCAUCCGGGGCCGGCGGAGUAAACAAAACCGUGGGCGCUGGGCCGGAGACUGGUAGUUGUGGAUGCUCCAACUUGAAUGGGAUGAUUGAAAAAGAAAAGUGGAUGGCCAAGAUGGAAGACCCACUGGAAAAACAGCGAAUCAGGGAGCGGCUCAGAGCAAUGCCUUCUGGGAAAAAGGAUGGUGAGGACAAACAACGGGGCAGGGGACCAAUGGUCGUAAGACCUCCCUCUCCUUCCUCGCGCCCAGUAAGUUCAGGCUACUCUGGGCCCAAGGUUGAUGCGGCAAAGAGGCCCUGUACUCUUCGGACAAAACGGUCUCCCUCACCCAGACAGACACCAGAUUCCGUCUUUGCACAACAGGUUGUUUGUCGUUCAGGUUCCCCUACAUCACCUAGGAUACCAAGACACAGAUCAAGAAUAUCACCUGUGAGCUCACGCCCUCCUUCACCACCUGUCUCCUCGCUGAAGCGGAGUCCCUCCCCCUCACUGAAGCGAAGCCCCUCCCCCCAAGGAGAGAUCAGCAUUGCCAUAGCGGAGGAGAUUCUCCAGAAGAGGGUAGAGAGGGCGCUGCAUGCAAGACUCUACCUCCUCCAGCAGAGUGGACCAAACUCAUUUGUGAUUGGUGGGGACUCACCUAGUCACAAAUACAAGGUCACCAUUGGCCCCCAGAACUGCAACUGUAGCAAAGGGCCGUUCUGCCUACACGUGCUGUUUGUCAUGCUGAGAGUCUUCCAGGUGCCGGAGGGUGAUCCUGUCCUAUGGAGACGAACGCUCAUGAAUUACGAGGUGGAGGCGCUGUUCAAAAACUAUCAAGCGAGGCAGAACAAGCGGCUGAAGCGCUCAACCAAGUCUACCAGUCAGCGGGAGAGGAAGUCGUCCCAUGAUGCCUCAGCAACACCAGCAACCACAAGCUCAGGCACCAAUUCGCUCAACAGCACAUCAAGUAGUGACCAGAGCAACAAGGAGGAGGAUUUGUGUCCAAUCUGCCUCUUGGAGAUGGUGGACGGUGAGAGCCUGGUAGUCUGCCAAGAUGGUUGCCGCAAUAGACUGCACCACCACUGUGUAGCCAUCUGGGCAGCCGAGUGCGAACGUCAGAAUGAUCCCCUCAACUGCCCCCUCUGCCGCACAAAGUGGGACACGCCGCCUGAGGAUGGGAGUGAGGCACCCCCCAACACAAGGAAGCCCUCCCCAGCUCAAUCCCCUAGGCUGAUGAGGCGAGCCAGCCGGCAGAACUCAGAGGCCAGCGAGUUGCCCGUGGAAACACAGCCCUGGAUUGAGCUGUUCUCUGAGGAUCUCAUCCGUCCACUGUUCUCAAGGGAGUGGUCUCUUAGGGAGAGUGGGUUCCACCACUUGAGGCCAGCCAUACGUGCCAGGAUCCAGCCCCAGGAGGCUUCGGGCUACACAGCUGAUGAAGAGGCAGUGAUCAAGAUCUGCUGUAGGAUCUUAGCCCUUGGCUGUUCGGAUCCUGUCUACAAAGUCUACGUCGCUGCUCUGAAAGGACUUCGCACCAUGCUUUCCUGCAUUCAGUGCUUCAGCGAGACUGACCGACACCUCUUGAGAGAAGAACUUCGGCAAGUUGUCGAACCCAUCCUCUUCAAAUGUGCUGACGGAACCAGACGUACCAGCCAGCUGUCCAUAUCAGCUUUAAUUGAACUCAGCAAAGGACAGGCAGGGGAGCUAGCAGUUGGACGAGAAGUCUCAGCCUCUGAUUUUGUUGGCCUUGGUGGUGUGGAGUAUGUGGAAGAAUGCAUAUUUGACUCCUCGCUGUCCUUUGAGCCGGCUUGGCAACCACAUCUCGGCCGCCUCUGCGUCUUAGAGAAGCUGAUGAAGGAGUUCCCAGAGGAGUACAUGCCCAGCGAGGAGGUCGGGUCACUGCAGAUGGCUGGCUGCGACCGCCUGAUGAGGAUGCUCCGCUUUGCACUGACUGCCGCCCGCAACGGCCACAGCCGAAUCUGCAAGCUGGGCAAGAGGGUGUUUGUCAACGUUGCACGGAACACGGUCCAUGUGCCUGUGGUCUACCAGAGGGUGUGCGACUCCAUCCUGGAGCUGGAGGCGGACCUCCAACACGGUCUACGGCGACGCUUGACCAACAUCCUGGAUGACUUUGAGGCGUCAAGGAAUGUCGCCGAACGGUUGCAAGAGACUGAUCUGCAUAUAUAUGGCAGGGUAGUGCAGGAUAACGGUGAAACCUCUAGUCACGAAGAGGAUGAACUACUCAGCUUUGUCGGAGAACGUCUGGAGGCUGAGACACCUGAGAAGCGACCUCAAAAUGACAAGGAUCCAAAACCUGUUGCAGUUGUUUCUGAAGGUAUCCUCACACCACCUCAGACGCCACCUGUACGCCGCUCUUCACAAUCUAAACAGACGCUCUCCAAAAUCCCACAGUUGAGACAAGACAGGCACAUGUCAGGCAGGCCUCAUCUUGCCCUCAAAGCUGAAAACAGACCCGGUGCAAGUGAUUUCACGCCCAUCCAGUGCGAAGGAGAAGCUGCGGCCUCCAAGACGGAGGACCUCUCAGACCUGUCCCUGUCCAUCUCUCCGUGUUCCCCCACUGACCGCGCCAUCACCUUUAAGAGCGAAAUUGCCAAGGCCAGCACGCUGUCCCCGAAGCACGCCCCUGGAGGCCUGAGCUGCAAGGAACAGAUCGAGAUGGAGGAGGCAGAGGCCAUGGCUGUGGCCAUAGUGGCUUCGACCAUUCAGAGUCCUCUCCCGGUUGUUCCAGGUUUGACUCCUGGGAAAGGCGAAGACGUGAUAGUUCACGUUCAAAGUGAGGAUGGCGAAACCCCUCGAGAAAAGUGCUACGUGGAGAGAGAACACUGGGUGAAGGGAGUCCUCUUGGGUACUGGAGCUUUCUCCAGUUGCUACCAGUCCAGGGACAUCAGAACAGGGACCCUCAUGGCCGUCAAACAGGUAUCCUUCAUUCGGAACACAAAAUAUGACCAGGACAAAGUUGUGGAGUCGCUGAUGCGAGAAAUCAACCUCAUGAAGGAGUUGAACCACCCAAACCUUGUCAGACUGCUGGGCGCGACAAGACACAAUGGACACUUCAACGUUUUUGUUGAAUGGAUGGCAGGUGGUUCUGUGUCCUCGGUUCUGUCAGCUUAUGGUGCCUUUGAGGAGCCGGUGGUUCUUAAGUAUACAAAACAGCUGUUGACGGGGGUUGCGUUCCUACACAGCAAGCAUGUCAUACACAGGGAUCUCAAAGGGGCUAAUCUGCUUCUAGACAGUACCGGCCAGCACUUACGCAUCGCCGACUUUGGCACAGCGGCACAAAUGGCCUCAAAGGUCACAGCCGAAGGCGAGUUCAAAGGUGAACUCAUCGGCACCAUAGCAUUCAUGUCCCCCGAGGUGUUACGGGGAGAGCAGUACGGGCGAUCUUGCGACAUUUGGAGCAUAGGCUGUUGUAUGAUAGAGAUGGCCACUGCCCACCCGCCUUGGAAUGCCUCCGCAAUCUCCAACCACCUGCAGCUCAUCUUCAAGAUCGCUAGUGCUGAAGGGCCACCCCCAAUACCAGAUGAGCUGUCCACGGCUACCAGGGACCUCAUGCUGAGGUGCUUUGAGCAUAAGCCCGAAAACAGGGAGUGUGCUGCUGACCUGCUGAAGCAUGCCGUCUUCACCAGGUUGUGAAGGGAUGGACAACAGGUUAGUUUCUGCCGAGUUGCAUGAUGCCCGCACACUGCAGCAAGUGGGUGAAACCCUGCUUUGAAAGUAAUGGAUGACAGGCUAGUUGCUUCCAGUGCACAGGGCUUGCACCAAACAGUAAUCACCAUUGUGUGAAAGUGAUGGAUGACAGGCUAGUGGCCUCCAAUCUACAGGGCUUUCAACAACCAGUCGAUACCCUGGUGUGAAAGUAAUGGAUGACAGGCUAGUGGCCUCCAAGCUGCAAGAUGGAUACUGCAGCAAUCAGUUGGUACCCUGGCGUGAAAGUGAUGGAUGCCAGGCUGGUGGUCACCAAGCUUCAGGAUGGAUACGACAGCAAUCAGUCGGUACCCUGGUGUGAAAGUAAUGGAUGACAGGCUAGUUGCUUCCAGUCUACAGGGCUUGCACCAAACAGUAAUCACCAGGUUGUGAAAGUAAUGGAUGACAGGCUAGUGGCCUCCAAUCUACAGGGGUUUCGCCAACCAGUCGGUACCCGAGUGUGAAAGUGAUGGAUGACAGGCUAGUGGCCUCCAAGCUGCAAGCUGGAUACUGCAGCAAUCAGUUGGUACCCUGGCGUGAAAGUGAUGGAUGCCAGGCUGGUGGUC